Messenger RNA from Ectocarpus sp. CCAP 1310/34, 1295 nucleotides. NCBI's taxonomy places the organism in Eukaryota, Phaeophyceae, Ectocarpales, Ectocarpaceae. The record is from the annotation of a GenBank genome assembly.
CGUCACCCCCUUGCCGCGUCUCCAGGUUGCAGCACACGUAACACCUUUACCUUUCUUUCGCUCACCAUACCAAGAGAUGAAGUUCUUCCGCCACGCGCUCCCGGCCUUCACCGUUGCCCUGGGCCAAGUGUCCGCCUUUGUCACCCUCCCGGCAUCCCACCAGGUUGCCGGCGUAUCCAGGCGGCAAGCUGCGAAGGCAUGGACGAGCGCUGCCGGAGCGGGGUGCAGAAGAGCGGCCUCUUCCACAAGACUGAGCAUGGGAAUCUUCGACGACGUCACCGCCGAGAUGAAGGCGUCCAUGAAGAGCGGCGACAAGCCCAAGCUUGAGGGUUUGCGGAUGGUCCGGGCGGCGUUUUUGACGGAAACCAAGGCGGCGGGAUCGGGGGACAAGCUUCCAGACGAAAAGUGCAUCGCCAUCCUCCGAAAAAUGUCGAAGCAGCAGCAGGAGUCGAUCGACAUGUACCGCAAGGGGAAACGUGACGACCUCGUAGAAAAGGAGACCAAGACGAAACAGCUCAUCGACGCGAUGCUCCCUCAGCUAGCGGACGAGGCGAUGACUCAAAAAUGGGUCGAUGAGGCAAUCGCGUCGGCCGGCGCUAAGGGCCCGUCCGACAUGGGGAAGGUGAUGGGCCUCCUUAUGAAGGCGCACAAAACGGAAAUGGACGGAGGAUUGGCGCAGAGGCUUGUUUCCGCUCAGCUGAAGGGUGAAUGAUCUCUGAUGGCCCAGGUCUUGGGAGAUCUCAUUGCGUAAUCGUUUUUUUCGCCGCGUUUUGACUUCACAGACGGUGUGUGGUGUGACUUCUGCUCUUGUGCGAACCGCCUCCUUUGAAAAGUUUGGUUUGGCCGUUUCCUUGCCUUCUGCACGCGGGUAUUUACGAGGGCAUAGGUUUGUAGUCACCAACUGAGGUGGCAACGUCUUGUCUCUGGUUUUUACCUACGGGGGGCAGGUACUAUGCAGCUUCACACGUAACUGGUUCUCUACCUUCCGCAGUAGACGUCGGUCGCGUCAAGUCGAGUGUUCCCACUCGCGAAUUGUCCAGGGUCAAAAGCAUUACCUGAGUAUACCGGUUCUUCCAAGGCCAAGUCAUCACCUGUCAGCUGUAGCUGGCUAUCAGGGCCUCUAUGUUGUAGUAUACCGCGGAUAUACAAAUGGUAUUGCCCCACGAAUACACGGCGUGGUUGGAAUGAAUCCAAACGCCCACAAAGUGUCACCGUGAUGUGGUCUCCCAUGCGAAGGGUGUGCGGUGGAAACCUCCCUGGACUCGGGUUCGUUAGGUCAUCCGAACGAAUCGCUA